CGCAGCGGCUCGCAGCCUUUUCUCUCAGCUCCUCUCGGAAGGAAACACGGAAGGAGCGGUUCAUCCGCAGACAUCGGACGGCGAGAGCGGAAGUCAGCAGAGACCUGUCCGCCUUAUGACUGACAGGUAACUCCAGUGGAACCUUACGCUUUGCUGUUUGUGGAAGUCGUUAGAGAAUGACGCCAUUGUGAAGCAGGAGACCCCGAUGGAGCGCCUUCACUGGGUGCGGCAUCGCUGUCGACAGCUGCUGGGAGCAGACUCGGCACAGGGAUGUUGUACUCCCCAGGAGUCCCACCAAGGACCCUCAGACACAAACUGCUCCCCACGGAGAGUCACAGAAAAGCGUAGAAUUGUGUGCACUUGCCAUGGAUCCAACCAAAAAGAGUUUGAAGCUGUGACCAAAAACUACAAAACCAACGCCAUACGCACCACUAAGUACAGCUUGUUGUCCUUCAUUCCCAUGAACCUCUUUCAGCAGUUUCACAGAGCUGCUAACCUCUACUUCCUCUUCCUUGCAUUGCUGAAUUGGGUUCCAGUUGUUGAGGCCUUUCAGAGGGAAAUUACCAUGAUUCCAUUAGUCGUAGUUCUCACUGUGAUUGCCAUCAAAGAUGCUCUGGAGGACUACAGACGCUACUUGUUUGAUAAGAAGGUCAACAACAAUGUAGUGCAAGUGUAUUGUGGCACUCAGAGAGCUUAUAUAGACCAUCGCUGGAAGGAUGUGAGGGUUGGAGACUUUGUUCGUCUGUCCUGCAAUGAAAUCAUCCCUGCUGACAUGCUGUUGCUGUAUUCCUCUGAUCCUCGAGGGAUCUGUUACAUCGAAACAGCCAACCUGGAUGGUGAAACCAACCUAAAGCAGAGAGAAGUGAUUUCUGACCUUCCACUGCAGGGCUCAGAGUUAACUCCUGAGAACUUUCACAGUCGCAUUGAAUGUGAGCAGCCCAACAACGACCUGAGGCGCUUUAGGGGCUAUAUAGAGCAUUCCAGUGGGCUCCAUGUCGGCCUCCGUAACACCAACCUCCUGCUGAGGAGCUGCACCAUCCGCAACACUGAAAUGGUGAUAGGCAUUGUCAUCUAUGCUGGCCAUGAGACUAAGGCCAUGAUGAACAACUCUGGACCAAGGUACAAACGGAGCAGCCUGGAGAGGCGUCUGAACACAGACAUCCUGUGGUGUGUGUUCCUUCUGCUCAUCAUGUGUUUGAUCGCUGCCACGGGUCACGGACUCUGGCUGAAGAACCUCAGGGACCCUCCAUUCCAGGUGGGCGGAGAGACUUCUCCUGCACUGGGUGGAUUCUAUGUAUUCUGGACGAUGAUCAUUGUGCUGCAGGUGCUGAUUCCUAUUUCUCUGUAUGUGUCCAUUGAGAUCGUGAAACUGGGUCAGAUCUACUUCAUCCAUAAUGACUUAGCCCUGUACAAUGAGCAGCUGGACUCAAAGAUCCAGUGUCGGGCCCUGAACAUCACUGAGGACCUAGGUCAGAUCCAGUACCUGUUCUCUGACAAAACCGGUACCUUAACAGAAAACAAGAUGGUGUUUCGCCGGUGCAGUAUCUUUGGGGUUGAAUAUCCUCAUGAGGAAAACGGUCGGAGGCUGCAGGAGUAUGAGGCCGAGGAGAUCAGUGGUGCUGGUUGUACUGUUCCGUCCAGAUCAGACGGCAGAAGGAAAUCUCUGAGUUGUCGCUCUCUCAGCUGCAAUCGCAGCUCGGUGUCUCUACACACUCUGACUGCCGAGGUAGCUGAGGAUGACCCACUGACCAUCAGGCACAACGCCAGCACCUUCUGCAGUCACUCGGAGAGGAAUGUGAUAACUGACUCUGAGCUGGAGGGGAAGUUGAAUUGGCUUUGUCCUUCUGUGCUGCCUGACUUGUCGUCUGAGAGCCCAUCCAACGUAGAGCUCACCUACAUCACUGACUUCUUCUUAGCUUUGGCUAUCUGUAACAGUGUGGUGGUCUCCUCACCCAGCCAGGAUCCACACCUGGUGUCUGAAGGACAAAACCCCCUCAGGUCGCUGGAGGAAACUAAGCUGAGUCAAGGACUUGCCUCUUCUCCUUGGUCAGCUCUGUCCAACAUUCAAGAUAAUCAUCUCAACUUUAGUAGUGGGAUGUUUACACAGGGGAAGAUGGGAGAGAGAAGAAACACGAAGAGUUUCGACCAAGGCCAUCGAAGCAACCUAACAACGUCCACUGAUUCUGCAAUGGUCUUACCUACCAGAGGAACGGGACCAGUGAACAACUGGGAAACAGAGGAUAACUCCAGGGAUACAAACCCGUGUGAGGCUAGACAUAGUUUGGAGGACUUGAUCCAAGUGGAGAGUUCCGACAGUGGUGCUGAUGAUGAACUACUGUACGAGGCAGAGAGUCCAGACGAGGCGGCUCUGGUUCACGCAGCUCGAGCUUACCGAUGUAUUUUGAGAGGUCGCACUGCAGAGAGUUUGCUGGUGGAUCUUCCUGGCUUUGGCUGUUUGUCUGUUCAGCUCCUCCACACACUUCCCUUUGAUUCCAACAGGAAGAGGAUGUCUGUUGUGGUCCGACACCCUCUCACACAGCAGGUAGUAGUCUACACUAAGGGAGCAGACUCUGUCAUCAUGGACCUGUCUGAAACACCAAAAGAGGCAGAGCAGACUCGUGAGAUCUACAGUCGAGUCAGAGAAGAGACACAAAAGCACGUGAACUUUUAUGCCAGAGAAGGUCUUCGCACGCUCUGCAUCGCAAGGAAGAUUCUGGAGGAAGGAGAGUACAAAUUGUGGCAACAGAGACAACUGCUGGCAGAGAAGAGCAUUGAGAACAGAGAGCAGAUGUUGCUGGAAUCAGCUCAGAGGCUGGAAACUAACCUCACUUUGCUCGGUACUACUGGGAUUGUGGACAGGUUACAAGAGGAAGUUCCUGAGACCAUUGAAGCUCUUCAGAGGGCUGGGAUCAGAGUGUGGGUUCUCACUGGAGACAAGCAGGAGACAGCCAUCAACAUUGCCUAUGCCUGCAAACUCAUCCAUGACGAUGACCAGCUGCUGAUGGCCAGUUGUGACAGCAGGGAUGCCUGUGGACCUCUACUGGAGGAGCUCAAAGUGGAAGCACAGUGCCGUACGGACAGCUGGACAGAGGUCCCUGGAGGACAGGAGUCCUCCUCAGGCAGAGUGGCUGGUUUUAUUCUCAUUAUCGAUGGUCUGACUCUGGACUGGGCUCUACAGGAGGAAGUGAGCGGCAGCUUCCUGGAGCUGAGCUGUGCCUGCCGGGCGGUGAUCUGCUGCCGCUCCACUCCUCUGCAGAAGAGUCAGGUGGUCCAGCUGAUUCGGACCCAGCUGGGUGUCAUGACGCUGUCUGUGGGUGAUGGAGCCAAUGAUGUGAGCAUGAUUCAGGUGGCUGAUGUGGGGAUUGGGAUUUCCGGACAGGAAGGAAUGCAGGCCGUGAUGUCCAGUGACUUUGCCAUUUCCCGGUUCAAACACCUCAGUAAGCUGCUGUUGGUCCACGGUCACUGGUGUUACUCCCGUCUCACUCACAUGAUCCUUUACUUCAUCUAUAAAAAUGUGAUGUUUGUAAAUCUGUUGUUCUGGUACCAGUUCUUCUGCGGUUUCUCUGGAAGCGUCAUGACCAACUCCUGGGUGCUCAUCCUCUUUAACCUCAUCUUCACUGCCAUUCCCCCCCUCAUCUAUGGCAUCCUUGAUCAAAACACAGCUGCAGACACUCUGAUGGGGCAACCUGAGCUGUACCGGACUCCCCAGGCCUGCAAGCUCUUCUCUCCUCAGAUGUUCUGGAUCACAGUCCUGGAUGGUUUUUACCAAAGCCUUGUUUGCUUCUUUGUGCCUUACUUUGCGCUGGCAGGAUCGGAUGUUGGAGAACUGUCCUUUGGCUCUCCAAUCAAUGCUUCAGCGCUUCUCAUCAUUCUGCUGCACCAAGUCAUUGAGAGCAACAUCCUGACAUGGAUUCACGGUCUGGUGUUGCUGCUCAGUGCUGGCUCCUACGUCGUCUUUGUGCUGUUCUUCAGCGUGUAUUGUGUCAGCUGCAGCCCCCCAACCAACCCACUGGGGGUGGAAACACUCCAGAUGUCUCAACCUCUCUUCUACAUCAUAUGUGCUCUCACUACUGUGACAGCUCUGUUACCCAGGCUGCUGCUUCGAGUUCUGCAUAACACCAUGCACCCGCCUCCACGCCUGGCAUCCUCUCAGAGGGUCCAAGUGGAUUCAGACAAGUUCCACAGAACAGUGCAGACCUGGAGCUGGGAGCGGGCCAGAGACGGCAGGCUACUAGUGAGUGCCGACAACCCUGCCCUGGAGCCCAGCGUGGCCUGAGCCCAGACUCUUCCCCGUUCCCACUGCGCCUGGCCCUGAGGGAUGGGAAACCCGACUGCAUCAACUGCACUGAUGAUUUUGAUUUCAGAUUAAAACAGAAACUGUAGAAACUCAUCAUCACAUCAAAAUCCAGGAUGAUAAUGGCAAAAGAGGCUGGCUGAACAAAUGGCAAGUUGCUGCCAUGUGAUACGUGAAAAUGUAAAUAUCCUCAACUGAUGUGACGAACUGUCACCGAGUUCCAUCCAUCCACCUUCUAUAGUGCUGUAUGCUGCUGAGGGCACAGACGUCGCAUACGGAGACCCUCGUCCACGCUGCUGAGGAGUGGAGCCGACGCCUGCGUGGCGGCCAUCUUGGCACGGUGGACAUGGGUUCCACAGCACAUUAAGGAAUGAUCUGUCUCAUUAUAAAUGUGAUCAUAAAUCGAUCAGUUUUCAACUUCUCUUUUUCAGUUUAUUAUAAACAUCACACAUGGAGGACACACAGACAUAAAGAGAAUGAAAUGAACUCAUACUGUUCAGGCUGAUUGAGAUUUUUAUUGAGAGAACUGGUUUAAGGAUGUAUAUUGUUCUUCAUUAUUAUUAUGAUUAUAUGAUUCUGAUCAUUAUCAUAUUAGAUUGUUAUAUCUAUUAUCACAAUUAUUAUAAUUAGUUAUUAGCCAUCGCGUAACACGUAGUGUAACGGCGAAGGGUAUUGUUCUUGCUCAGUUUCUUCUGUAUUAUUAUUAUUCUUUGUCCCACGAGAAUGCAUUUUUGACCCCCUGAACGUAGCUGAAUGUGGGGUUUUUUGGUAUCUACGCGACCGGCCCGGCGAAAAAUUCGAUAAAAUGUAUACCUCCACAGUGACAGAUCAACACUGGCUCAACAGCGCCACCUACAGUCAGACCCCUACGGCCCACAGAGAGGGCAUAUUUUGACAUAGGAACACGAAAUUCACAGCAGUGACAGAGCAUGAGGGGACAAACAGAAAACUCUCUGGGCUCAAAUCUGUGGGACCAACAGGAAGGCGGCCAUCUUGGAUACAAAAAUCGCCACCAUUUCGCUUUUCAUUUUUCAAAUGAA
Messenger RNA from Salarias fasciatus (jewelled blenny), 5334 nucleotides. It is a transcript of the gene atp10d, whose product is annotated as ATPase phospholipid transporting 10D. Bases 206 to 4276 code for a protein of 1356 amino acids. The transcript is spliced from 24 exons. Gene Ontology annotation, molecular function: ATPase-coupled intramembrane lipid carrier activity; ATP binding; magnesium ion binding. Gene Ontology annotation, cellular component: plasma membrane. NCBI's taxonomy places the organism in Eukaryota, Metazoa, Chordata, Actinopteri, Blenniiformes, Blenniidae. The record is from RefSeq and is a predicted model, not a curated record. Gene Ontology annotation, biological process: phospholipid translocation.